UUUGAAAAUUUGAAUCAUGUAAAAGCAAGAAUCAGUGUGGUGUAAAAAAGAUUAGAUUUUGAUGGGGUUUAGGCUUUGGAGAAGAGAACAAAAUUAGACAGAAAGUGCACGUCAGAGUUAGCCGUAGGAGAUGUGUAUUUUUUUGAGGUGAUCCUUUCUUUCUCAUCCACACCAUCUCUGUGUUUUCUCUCUCAUAAAAACACACACAAAAAGAGAGUUUGUAGAAGAAGAAGAAGACCCUCUCUCUCUCUCUCUUCUUUUGUUCUUACAUGCAUGCCUAUAAUUGGAUUUUCUUGAUUUUAGCAAGAAAUCAAAAGCAAGAAAAACCCCAUUGCCAAACCUUCAACCAAAAAGUUGUCUGGUGGGGUGAAGCCAAACAUGAAGAAGAAGGCAGUUUUGAAGCUUUGUGAGAGAGAGAGUUUCAAUCUUUCAUUCAAGAACCCCAAAAAAGAGGCUUAAAAACACUCAGUUUGUCCAAAUUUUUUUCACCUACUUUAAUUUAGCCUUUCUAAAAUAGGUCAGUGUAUUUUUUUUGUCUCCAGAUCUAAAAAAUUCCUGUCUUAUUCCCAACAACAACAACUUAGUUAAAGAUCUAUGUCCUCGUCCCACUUCCCAUGAUGCAAGAUUAAUUUUUUUCCCUCUCUCUCAUCACCAAAAAAUUCAAGUUGCCACAGCUGAAAACAAACCAUGAUUAAAAUCUCAGCCAUCCAAGAAGAGAACAUCUCCAACCUCACCACCGCCUCCACCGACGCCAGCGCCUCCUCCACCGGCGGCGAAAUGUACCCUCCGCCGUAUUUCCCAGCACAAACCACCCCACCUCCGCCGCCAAAGAAAAAGAGAAGCCAGCCAGGCCAUCCAGACCCUGAUUCAGAAGUGAUAUCUCUCUCUCCGAGAACUCUCAUGGCGACGAACAGAUUCGUGUGUGAAAUCUGCAGCAAAGGGUUUCAGAGGGACCAGAAUCUGCAGCUGCAUCGAAGAGGGCACAAUCUGCCAUGGAAGCUGAAGCAGAGAAGCAGCAAGGAUGUGAUGAGGAAAAAGGUCUAUGUCUGCCCCGAGGCAAGCUGCGUCCACCACGAUCCAUCGAGGGCUUUGGGAGAUCUCACAGGAAUCAAGAAACACUUUUUCAGAAAGCAUGGUGAGAAGAAAUGGAAAUGUGAGAAGUGCUCAAAGAAGUAUGCUGUUCAAUCAGACUGGAAAGCUCACUCCAAAACAUGUGGCACUAGGGAAUACAGAUGUGACUGUGGCACCCUUUUUUCAAGGAGAGACAGCUUCAUCACACACAGAGCCUUCUGUGAUGCUCUAGCAGAAGAAAGUGCCAAAUCCAUCACCACCACAAUCAUCCCAUCCCUCCAAAAUGCUCCAAACUCACUCUCCCACCACAUAAACCUCCAACAGAUCCAAUCCCAACUCCCAUUCCCAAUCAAGAAAGAGCACCAAGCCUUCACCCUAAGGCCACCUUGGCUACCACCCCAAUUCCAAGAUUUUCAAGAAAACCCCCAAACUCACCAUAACCCAAACCCUAACCCUAACCCUAACACCAGCAUGGGCCCCACCCCCUUCCACCACCACCACCUUCCAACUCCACACAUCUCAGCCACUGCAUUGUUGCAGAAAGCAACAGAGAUGGGCUCCAAAAGCAGCGGGGCCCACCACGCUGCUGGGGAAACCCCAACAACAGCUGGUUUCGGCCUAAAGCUGGCCUCACGUGACCACCACCAGUUCAUCAAUGGCAUGGCUCCAUUCAGCAAUAAUAAAGCUGCUUCUCCUCCAAAUUCCCAUUCCAUGCUCCACGAUAUGAUGAUGAUCAGCGCCUCCGGAUUCGACCAUCAAGAAUCAGCCUUUGAAGACGAAGAUCUGUCAUUUGCUGGGAUCUUGAACAAUAACGCCUCGUCAUCCUCUUCGUCGAAGAGGGUCGACGAAAGUUUGGAUUUUGAUGCGACCCUCAAUCAGUUUGGAGCCUCUAACGGCGGAAACCACGACGAUGGGAUGACGAGGGAUUUUCUAGGGCUGAGGCCCUUGUCUCAGAGCGACAUUCUAAGCUUUGCAGGUUUGAGUAAUUGCAUCACUACUACUUCUUGUGUGGAGCAUCAAACCCAAACUCAAAGAUCUUGGCAAGGUUAGAGCUUAGGUGUAGGGGGUGAGAUAAAAUUAGAGUCUUGAAUAUUGUUCAAUGUAUGUAUGGUUUCUUUAGUUUAUUACUCUCCAAAUAAAAAAGGUAAAUCCUAAAUGAUAUUAUGUCUCAAGACUCACAACUACUUUUGAUCAAUUAAUAUAUAUACUAUUGCAAAAGCAUUAAUUGAAGUGAA
Messenger RNA from Salvia splendens (bonfire salvia), 2306 nucleotides. RefSeq names its product protein indeterminate-domain 11. The transcript has 3 exons. Gene Ontology annotation, molecular function: DNA-binding transcription factor activity. Gene Ontology annotation, cellular component: nucleus. Bases 688 to 2121 code for a protein of 477 amino acids. NCBI's taxonomy places the organism in Eukaryota, Viridiplantae, Streptophyta, Magnoliopsida, Lamiales, Lamiaceae. The record is from RefSeq and is a predicted model, not a curated record.